Molecule: messenger RNA, 1057 nt
Organism: Rubroshorea leprosula
Lineage: Eukaryota; Viridiplantae; Streptophyta; Magnoliopsida; Malvales; Dipterocarpaceae
Source: the annotation of a GenBank genome assembly
AGUUGCUAAUUCAUGGAUGAAUUUGGUAGCUUUGAGAGCCCUGACCCUCAUAAAUGUCUCUUACCUAUUCCCAACCAUUUAAAUGCAUGUCUUACCAGCAUUUCAUUCCCGAGCAAGCUUUUCCUUAUCCUCCUUUCCCAGAGCUGAAAGUUCUCCUUGCUUAACUAGAGUGUCAUUUUGGUGUAAAAGAGGUUUCUUGCUGAUUUUUGCUGCAAUGGGAGGUCUUGGAAUUGGUUUUUUUAUUAUAGUAAUAAGGAAAACUUCAUUUGCUGCGUUCACUUGCAUUGUUGCAUUAGGAGGGGCUGUGGUGGGAAUCAUAGUAGGAGCAAUGAAAGGGCAUACAACGGAAACUGGGUUUGUCCGUGGAGCUGGAAUAGGCGCCGUGGCAGGUGCCAUCACAGCAGUUCAGUUGCUGGAAUCAAUGGUUGAUGGGGAGUCCUUGUCCAAGCUUGCCCUCUUGGGUAGCUUAGUAAGUGGGAAGAUUUUCAUGGAAUGGGUAAGUCCAGCAGUGCUCAAAGCCUAUCAAUAUCAAAUGAAUUCACUAGAAUCUACCUAUAGAGAAAUGUCAGACAUAUAUGAUGUUAGUGGGGUUAAGGGGUUGUCCAAAACAAGAAUCCAACAGCUUCCAGCAUCUGUAUAUCAAUAUACCUGCGAAAACAUGGAAACACAGGAUGAAUCUUCUUGUUCCAUCUGCUUACAGGAGCUGAAGGAUGGAGAGUUGGUGAGAAAGCUUCCAAAUUGUGGGCACUUCUUUCAUUUGGAGUGCAUAGAUGGAUGGCUAAUCAGGCAGGGGUCAUGUCCAAUAUGCAGAGAACAUGUUUUCAAUAAUCCAGAGGAAGAGGCAUUGUAAAUUUUGCAAACUCUGAAAACACCAGUAAAGAUAAAAAAAAAUAAAAAAAGGUGGUUGGUUUUUCCCUAACAUAAAUGAAUGCCAUUAAAAAAUGUGCGUCUCUCUCCCAUUCUAUCUUGGUAUGGAAUUUUAUUUUAGAUUGGAUAUUUUGUAACAUAUUUAUUUAUGUUGGUAUUGAAGAAUUCUGAAGAAAUUGUUUCCGACAAC